AUGGUGUCGAGGCGAAAAAUUCUCUCUCGCUCGCGGGACAACCUUGCUGAUUCCCAGUACGAUGAUCAGGAAGAGGAGGACGUUUGGUAUAAUUUAGAUAAGUUGUACAAGGACCACAUACAAGAGGUCCUGGACAAGUGGAACCAGAUAGACGACGAGAUAUGGGCUAAGGUAAUAGUCUUCGAGCGAAACAGAAGAGUCGCUAAAGCUUACGCCCGGGCACCAGUUCUCACGGUCAACGACUCCAUUGACGGUUUCGAUGGCUUUAGGAUAGGCCUCUGCGGUUUCGACAACCCAAUGAGAGAUCCUAAAACAGAAGAGACUAAAAGACACAUCGACCUAGGAGUAAAAAUAAAAAUGGAUGACAAAGGGAAUAUCCUAAUAAAGAGACUGUGCAAAAGCAACGUUUACAUAAAGACUACACAUCCCGAAGAAAACGCGGUCGGCGCAGAGAUACUGAGAAAUUCCCAGGGUGCGUUGGAGUUUGAAAAACCAGGAAAAUUAUUCGACAUGGCUAAAUACGAACAGAAUUUAGAACGGGAGACCCGUCGCUCAUAUCCAGAUCGCAGAAGACUUGAAAAACAAUGUCUCAGCGCAAUCGUCUUCGUGAGAACAGAAGCUGAAUUGCUGAAGUGUCCUGUCUGGGUUCUCAUUGUCAACGUCGUUGGCUUGGAGUUGCUCAAAAGCAAACUCCCUAUAUUACCAGCACUGAAGAGGUCUGUGGAUAUCAAAAAUCGGCCGAGAAUUCCCAUACCUGACGAAGAUCCUUACAGCGUAGCUGGUGUUGCUGCAGCUUCUGGACCCAGUGAAUUACGCGAUGCAGUCAGAGAUCCACGGCAUGAACAGAUUUACGGCCAAUCAGCGGCUUAUCAUCGGCGACGUACUGAAAAACCCCCGAAACUUCCUCCCCGGGAGAAUCUUUACGGUCAAAAUAUUCCUAAGCCUGACUAUGAUGAUAUCGAAGAUGAUUACGGCAGCAAUGGUGUGAGACCAGCGGUGGUAGUUACCGAGGAUUCGAAGAAAAAUAACAAAAAGAACGACAGAAAGAACGACGAUCCUUAUUACUGUGGUAUGAGGGCACGUGUACCAAAUUUUGUAAAAAUGGCAAAGAACAGCCAAAUAAGAAUACUUCCGGCGUAUGGAACGGGAACGGGGAGACCGCAACCAGCACCAGCACAAACACAAAUAUCAGCCCCGGCGUACAUCGGUUACAACAGUAGUCAGUCUCAGUCAUCACAUAUUUAUGCGAGUCACGCACCAAACAGACGACCACCUAUUAUGUAUCACGCCCGUAGCUUCGAGAGUGGUUUAGACUCAGACGAUCGGAUAGACUCGCCCUAUAAUCACAUUUACGGACGAUUACCCAUUCCAACACGCAGUUUUAUACCACCAGUACCCCGUGGCAUGUACAUCGGAGAGUGGGAUUAA
This is a messenger RNA of Cotesia congregata, 1428 nucleotides long. Lineage: Eukaryota; Metazoa; Arthropoda; Insecta; Hymenoptera; Braconidae. The record is from the annotation of a GenBank genome assembly.